Messenger RNA from Notolabrus celidotus (New Zealand spotty), 3526 nucleotides. It is a transcript of the gene trip4, whose product is annotated as thyroid hormone receptor interactor 4. Gene Ontology annotation, biological process: positive regulation of DNA-templated transcription. The record is from RefSeq and is a predicted model, not a curated record. Bases 105 to 1709 code for a protein of 534 amino acids. Gene Ontology annotation, molecular function: transcription coactivator activity; zinc ion binding. The transcript has 12 exons. Gene Ontology annotation, cellular component: nucleus. NCBI's taxonomy places the organism in Eukaryota, Metazoa, Chordata, Actinopteri, Labriformes, Labridae.
UCAUUAUUAUUCCACCGGGUAGAAACACAUCCACUCAGUGUUAGUUGACACGACGCAGGUACCUUUGAUUUGAGCUCUGAAUUUAAAGUGUUUAAAUCGGUAAAAUGUCUGAAGCUUUGCUGCAGUGGUGUGUGGACCAGCUAAACCACAAGUUCGGGUUGGAAGCAUGUGAAGACAUUGUCCAAUACAUUCUUUCCAUCGAAAAAGCUGAAGAGAUCGAGGAGUAUGUGGGAGACCUCCUGCAGGGCACCGAUGGGAGAAAAGGGCUCUUUAUAGAUGAGCUUGUCAGCAGAUGGAAGAAGACUCAGAAACAGGGCUCAGACACCUCAGGGCUUUUUCUUCGCAAGGAAUUAGUUGCAUCACCAGAUUCACAAGACAUGACCAAAGAUACCCAGAAGAAGACUAAACGCAAAGGCCGUAAUAAACAGGAGGUGAUGGCUGUGAGCCAAACAGAACCUGAACCAGAGGCAGUCAAAACCCCCAUGGAUCUGAUGAGGGCCCAAGAAAGCAGUGGUAAUUCCUCAUCAAAGAAGAAAAAUAAGUUUGUUAGUCUCUAUAAUAAGGAUGGGCAGGACCGGCUGGCUGUCUUACUCCCGGGUCGACAUGCCUGUGAGUGCCUUGCUCAAAAGCACAAACUUAUCAACAACUGCAUCAGCUGCGGUCGCAUUGUGUGUGAGCAAGAGGGCUCAGGGCCAUGCCUCUUCUGUGGAAGCCUGGUUUGCACCAGAGAGGAGCAGGAGAUCCUGCAGCGAGACUCCAACAAAAGCCAGAAACUAAGAAAGAAGCUCAUGGGAGAUGCAGGAGAAAGAGAUUAUCUCCCACACCAAGAGGCCAUAAUGAAGGCUGGGUUGGAGAAGGCUGUCUUGCACAAAGAAAAGCUGCUGGAAUAUGACAGAAACAGUGUCAGGAGAACUCAGGUUUUGGAUGAUGAAUCUGACUACUUUGCCACUGAAUCCAAUCAGUGGUUGUCGCCCGGUGAGCGAGAAAAGCUGAAGAAAAAAGAAGAGGAGCUGAGAGAACUUCGCCAUGCCUCUCGUAAGGACAGAAAGAUCACCUUGGACUUUGCGGGUAGACAAGUGGUGGAUGAGGGAAACAACCUGAAUGACUACUACAACAAGUUGGAUGAGACCCUCAAAGGUAUGAGCCAGGACUCCAUGUCAAACUCACCAUCGUAUUCCGAAAGAAAAGGUGGAAUGCAAACACUCGGAGAGUUGGUCAACCCCAACAUAAUGCAGUCUGCACCAGAGUGGGUGGAUGUUGGAGGUAGAGAAGUCAGCAAGAGAAAUGUGGAGCAGGCAAAGAAUUCAUCGAAAGGCAAAGGAACAGAAGAGCGAUCCAAGCUUCGGCUCCAAGACAAAGAGCUGCAGGAGAUGUCUGACGGAGGCUGGUGCCUUAGCAUGCACCAACCAUGGGCUACACUGCUGAUCAAAGGCAUCAAGAGGGUUGAAGGCAGAACUUGGUACACAUCUCACCGGGGUCGCCUUUGGAUCGCUGCUGCAGCUAAAAAGCCCACCCCUCAGGAGAUCGCUGAGGUGGAAGCCAUGUACCGCCACAUCUACAAGAAAGAGCCCAGGUUCCCUAAGGAUUACCCCACUGGCUGCCUGUUGGGCUGUGUCAAUGUGACCGACUGUCUGUCUCAGGAGCAGUUUAGAGAACAAUGUCAUCCACUGGAGACAGUAUGCACCACAGAACAAACCACUGGAAUAUAAAUCCAGGCUUUCAUUAUACCAGUACCUCCCAGCAAAAUGAUGACACACACAUUACAUUUCCAACAGCCUUUUAUGUUUAUGCAGCACAAAGUUCUAUCAGUCAUUUUGUCUUAAAGCUACAGAUGACAGACAGGGCUCACUCUCCCAUUAAUAAGAUAGAGUUGCUACACUCAAUGCUUCUAUUUUUGAUUUCUUUAAUUUCACGUUAAGUGUGGGGAAAGGGGAAAUCCACUUGAAUAUGUUACAAGGGCUCUUGCUUUACUUUAUGUGCUAUGUGGCAAAGCUUGGAGCUGUUCUAUUGGCAGUGUUACGUUUUUGGACUCGUAAAAAGUUAACUUGAGCUUUUACACCCAAAUUACUUUAAUUAAUUGCUGUUUUAAUAAGUAUUAACUGGAAAAUACUCCCCGCUCUCCAUUAAGUCAUCAUGUUUAUACAGAGUCACUCUCCCAUUCUCCGUCAAUGGAACACAUUUAGACGUAAUGACAUUGCCAUCCUCGACUGGACUGUUUUGCCUCUGGCUCUGGAAAAGACAGCUUUGUCUGAGGUUCACAAGUCUGCUCCCCUCUUUUCCUUUUUAUUACAUGUUUGUUAUUCUGAGCUGAAACUAUUCAGUGUUUUGUUGUUCACAAGAAAAUCAAUAGUCAUUGGGCACUUGUUCUUAAAUUAACAGCCUCUGAAAUAUGGCUCUCUAAGCUUUCGCUGAUUCAUUUGGCUGCUUUGGACCCAAAUAAGAAGCUGAAAGAAGUCAGUUGGGCUCUGGUCAACUGUAAAAGUCUUUAUUUUAUUUUUUUUGAACAUUACAUUUUUCAAAGACAAUUAUUGAAAAUGACAGAGCACUGUGCAGAUUUACAAAUAUAAACUAUCUUUUGUUACUGAGUUAAUUAUCAUACAAAUGUCUUCAAUGGCAUCAACGAGGGAUGCUCUGAAGCAAUUAGUUUCCUAAUUAUUUAAGUUUAAAUUUAAAUUCCAACUAAACAACUAGUUAAAGGUAAGAAAACACUUAGGAACAGUCAGAAUUGAACACAAUUUCACAGCUAAAAAUGGGAUCACAGCACGUGUGGGUAAAAAAGGUUAAAUUGGUUUUACCAAGCAUGGCUAACAUCAGCAGAGCUAGCACCACCAUUGUUCCUCCUAGCAGGUGAACGUCCACAUGCCUCUGCUGGUAACGCAUUGGUCUGGUUGACUGGUUUUAUGCCAGUUUAAUGAUGCCAUCUGUGCUUGUUUACAUCCUAGUAGUGGAGUAUUAUAACAUUUUGUCAGUGUUCGUUAACCGGAGCUACAGCUGUGGCUAAUGGUGGCUGGCUGUGCUACAGCUUAGACACAACAUAUCACUGGCGGGUUUGGCCUAAUCUGGUUAAAAUGGGAAAUCGUGUAGUCAAUUUUCCAUCAGAAGUGUCCAUGAUCAAAUACACAUUCAUAUGUGAUAAGGUGUUCUUAUCCUUUCAUAUGUUGUCAGUAAAUAACUACCUGACUCAAAUAGCUAUCCCAGCAUGCAAAAACUGAUACAUGCAUACGGAUAGCCUUCAGUGAAACAUUUUAAGCAGGGAAAUGUGUAAAUUGUUAUACAUUGCACUAGCAUGCCCUAACAUAGCAAAGCUACAAGCCCUCAUACACAUGCACACACAUGCUCAUGCGUCAACUUUGAUGAUAUUUUGAAACCAACCACAUUUGAAAACUAAAAAAGUCAUCUGUUUCAUCUGUCAUCUGUUUAAACAGGAAAAGACACAUGGAAAUGCAAUGAUCUCCUCUGAGGGUGUUGAACUUGUGUUUGCAUGCAUCUGUGCACACGUAUAAACACACGUUUCAUCCUUUAUGAA